This is a messenger RNA of Thlaspi arvense, 1404 nucleotides long. The record is from the annotation of a GenBank genome assembly. NCBI's taxonomy places the organism in Eukaryota, Viridiplantae, Streptophyta, Magnoliopsida, Brassicales, Brassicaceae.
CUUGAUGACGAACGCUUCUAUGCUCAUAAUAAAAAGAAACCUUGGAUUCUUCUGCGGAUUUUGUUUACACUAAAAAGGAAAUAUUUAAUUCAAAGAAUUAAAAUCCCUUUUUGUUAAAAAAUCUCCGUCUUUGCGACUCUUGGUCUUCUUCCGAGUCCGAAUGGCACAUUCCUUAACCUCACUCGCUGUUUUCCAGAGCGUCAUCCGUAAAGAGAUCACGAUAAGGAGUUUGCAUGUCUACGGAUCGGUGGAGGUCGAGAGAGAGUUCUUGUUCGAGAGGGAUAGCCGUUAUGUGGAGAAGAAAGCGGAGCCUCUGUUUCGUUCGCAACCGGAGAUCUCGAAAGGUUCGGUCUUUGGCACGUGGCGAUGUAUCUUCGUGUUCCGGUCUAAUCAGUCGCUUCCUCGGUUCCCUGCUCUUCUCUGCCCUUCAAGAAACCCUAAGCUAGAGGACAUCCCUAAUUUAGCCAAUGAGCUUAAGUUUAUCUCCGAGUUAAAACCGAAGAGACCAUCAAAGAUUUCUGACCAGGAACAAUGCAGCAGAGACCGAUACUCUAGCUUCGACCAUCGUAAACUGCCGAAGCUAGUCUUCAAAGAAGAAAGAGUUGAAGAAGAUUGUGAAGUUUAUCAGCCUAAACCGCGAAAGAUCGUCCUCAAACAAGAUCUUAACUGCCUUCCUGAUUCAGAAACUGAAUCCGACGAAACUGAAGAUGACCGUUCGGAAUCGGAUGCUAAGACAGAGAUGUUGAAGAAGAAGAGGACACCAUCGGAACAUGUUGCCGGACUUUCCUUGGAAGAUCUUUCCAAAUACUUUGGUGUUCCUAUCGUGGAAGCUUCUCGGAAUCUCAAUGUCGGUCUCACGGUCUUGAAAAAGAAAUGCAGACAGUUUGGGAUUCCUCGGUGGCCUCAUAGGAAGAUCAAAUCUCUCGACAGUCUCAUCCACGAUCUUCAGGAAGAAGCAGAAAAGCAGCAGGAAAAGAACAAAGCAGCAGCACUGGCGGUAGCUACGAGACAGAAGAAGCUGGAAAUAGAGAAGAUAAAUAUAGUGAAGAGACCUUUCAUGGAGAUACAGGUAGAAACCAAAAAAUUCAGACAAGACAACUUCAAAAAAAGACACAGAGCUUCCAGGGCCAAGAAGAAUCAAGAAUCUCUCGUCACUUCCUCCUCCACUUAAAAAAGAUUUUAGGUCUUUUUAACAAAAAAUCAUCGAACAUAUUAGUUAGUUAACUUAGGAUUUCUAUGACGUGUUUUGGUAUUUAGAAAUGCUAGUUACAAGUCUAACAGAUCUUAAGUCAUGUUUGUUUGAAACUUUCUUUUUUUGGCGCAAGGAGUUCCAAGAAGAAAGGAACUCUUGUAACAUGACUUUUUGUGAUCGGAAAUCGGAAUUAAUAUAUGCAUGCCACCAAA